AUGAAUAAGUCCUCAACAGCUUGGAAGCUCCUUGGCAGCCUUACUCAACCUCAGUUGUCAGGAACAUCCAUUGACUCAACAGGAGUCCUCUUCUUAUCCAUUGGUGGCUUACAUCUUUAUCCAUGGGAGCCUGUUGCCUCACUUGUUAGGAAGACAACUUUAACUAGCAAAAUACACUUUUCAAUUACUGAAGAUAGCACCUUCAAAAAUGAUUACCAAUCUGUGAUAAGAAGUCUUCUGUACUUAACAUACUGUGUUCCUUUUGAACAAUUCCCAAUAAACUUUAGAAUCAACGGCACAGCCUUUUCUUUUCGUAUAACUUAUACUCAGUGGAAGCUGGCUAAAUAUGUGUACUUUAGACAAGACAAAGAAGCUUGUCACCUUUAUCCACUCCAGUUUAUUGUGGCUGUUGCACAGAAACGACAACUUGAAAAUGAAGGACAAGUAUCAUUUGGUUUUAAAAAAGAAACUGGAAAAGAAAAUCAUGACUCAAGUAAGAAUGUUCAUCCUGAAGAACCUAAAAACAACGGUUCAUGCAAGAUAAGAAAGUUAGAACCUUUGGUUAACAAGGAAGAUCAUGAUGAAAUAGACAGAGCACAAGACAAGGUUCAAAAAUGGAUUCAUAGCCUUCAGCUGAACAACAAAAUGUCAUUAAAUGAGUCUAAUUAUGACAGUUGUGAAGAAGGAACAACAUUAAGUAACGAAAGAGAACAGGUUCUUUCUCAAUCAAAACCAGAGAAUAUAAGUAUAAAAUACAGAGAAGUCCCACAAAGACAAGUAGAUAGAGCCGAGAGAGACCUUGAACUUUUGGAAGAAGACAUGAAGUUACAAACACUGGCUUGUUCAACAGACCUGUAUCCUCAGCAGUUUCAGUCUUCUCCAGUUUCAUCUGCUCAGAUGGGUUUUAUGAAGCCUAUUGUCAGAGCUUUAACAACACCUUUGAAAAUACUGACAACAUGGCAGAAGUGAAGACAACUAGAUGACAUUAUUAUGAAGAUAACUAUUUGAAAUAUAGAGGUGUGUUGUAGUUUAUACUGGCAUAGCAUUAUGAAAGCUGAACUCCUUGCCCAAGGAGGUCUGGAAAUCAUCUGUUGAUUAACAAAUUGAAAUCGCUUCCCUUUUAUAGCAUAUCCAUUGAAAUUACUUAAUUUAACAUAACUUUCAGUUGAGUAGUUUAGUGAAAAGAAAUAAAAUGUUUUGCUCAUCUCUUGAAUACUUUUAAUGUAGUUUAAUUAACGUUCAGUAGAUGGAGACAGCCGUAACGUGAUCCAAUAUUUGAUACACUAACUAUGAUAUUCAUUCAGAACAUACGAGUAUAUCACGUCUUUAAAUGAAGGUAUUUACGCCAUGUCGAACAGAUACUUCUGCUUUUAUAAUCAAAUGUGGUUAAUAUUGUUCUUCUACGUAUCUGAUAGCCUAAGAAUUUCGUUUGAAAGCUCAUUGUCUA
This is a messenger RNA of Limulus polyphemus (Atlantic horseshoe crab), 1447 nucleotides long. RefSeq lists its product as uncharacterized. The record is from RefSeq and is a predicted model, not a curated record. The transcript is spliced from 10 exons. The coding region runs from base 1 to 969 and encodes 322 amino acids. Lineage: Eukaryota; Metazoa; Arthropoda; Merostomata; Xiphosura; Limulidae.